AGACCGGAGAACUGAAGAACACGAGUGCGCAUGCGUGUGGAGGAGUUUUUGCUGGCAGCUGCUGCUGUUGUUACGGUGAAGUGCUGAUGAUGAUGUGGAGGAAAUAACGGCGUGCUGACCAUCAGCUCUGGGACGGAAUGGCAGGAUAACACCUGUUAAGAUGAUUCAGCUUUGGCGGCGAGACAUCCCCCUGUCGGAGAGGCUGGGGAACAGCUCUCCAGCCGGCCUCCCUCCAGGGUCCCCCGUCAGCAUGGCCCCACCGGGACCCAACUCCUCCUCGGUACCAGAAACCCCGGUGGUCACGCCAGACGAGCCCUUCUUCCUCAUGACCUCCACCGCACAAACUAUAUCGGGUUUCUUUGUCUGGACGGCUCUUCUGAUCACAUGUCACCAGAUCUACAUGCACCUGCGCUACUACAGCUCCCCCAACGAACAGCGGCACAUCGUCCGGAUCCUCUUCAUAGUCCCCAUCUACGCCUUCGACUCCUGGCUCAGCCUCCUUUUCUUCACCAACGAGGAGUACUAUGUGUACUUUGACACAGUGCGAGACUGCUAUGAAGCCUUUGUCAUCUACAACUUCUUGAGCCUGUGUUACGAGUAUCUCGGAGGAGAGAGCGCCAUCAUGGCUGAGAUCAGAGGGAAACCUAUAGAGUCCAGCUGUGUGUAUGGAACCUGCUGCCUGUGGGGGAGGACCUAUUCCAUUGGUUUCCUUCGCUUUUGCAAACAGGCCACUCUCCAGUUCUGUGUGGUCAAACCCCUGAUGGCAGUGAUCACCGUCAUUCUUCAGGCCUUUGGCAAAUACAAAGACGGAGACUUCAACGUGGCCAGCGGAUACUUGUACGUCACCAUCAUCUACAACAUCUCUGUGAGCCUGUCGCUCUACGCCCUCUUCCUCUUCUACUUCGCCACGCGUGAGCUGCUGGUCCCGUACAACCCCGUGCUCAAGUUCUUCAUGGUCAAGUCUGUGAUCUUUCUGUCCUUCUGGCAGGGGAUGCUGCUGGCCAUCCUGGAGAAGUGCGGUGCCAUUCCUCAGAUCAGCUCUGCAGACGUGUCUGUGGGCGAGGGCACGGUGGCUGCUGGUUACCAGAACUUCAUCAUCUGCAUCGAGAUGUUCUUUGCUGCUGUGGCCUUGCGUCAUGCCUUCACCUACAGGGUCUACAUGGAUAAACGGCUGGACUCCUACGGCUCCUUUCCUAUCUAUGGACAGUACGGUCGUUGUGCCCCAAUGAAGAGCAUCUCCAGCAGCUUGAAGGAGACCAUGAAUCCAGGAGACAUGGUCCAGGAUGCCAUCCAUAACUUCUCCCCAGCCUAUCAGCAGUACACACAGCAGUCCACACUGGACCGCAGUGGGGGACCACCGCUGUCCCGCAGCCACAGCAACCUUAGCGCCCGUGGGGACAAUGAAAAGACUCUGCUACUCAGCUCUGACGAUGAAUUCUAGUCACACAGUGAGAGCUUCACUUACAUGCACCUCCUGCAGCCAAUAUACAUUUAAGCAGCUAUAGGAGACAGAUGAGAGCUUUCUUUCCAAGCCUAAAAUUUAGGUAGUUAUGUUUAAGACUCCAGGAAGAGGAAGAGAGAAAAUCUGGAAGAUAGGAAAUAUGAGGACAAAAGAGAACAGAGAUAUAUUUAGAACUAAGGUUAGGUAGAAGCUAGUCAUAAUGGUCAUUACUGACAGAAAUACAAUAUGUGUUCAUCUGCUGAAUAUGAGUGAGCACAAACGGCCGUGCCUGCACAUACAUACAUACAUCCCUAUGCUGCUUCAAGAAAAAGUGCCAUCUUCAUCUGAAACAAAUGGCCUCUAUUUUCUACGUUUGUUCUUGUUUAGAUGCUUAAUGCGUCUCCUUCUCACUCUUUUGCCAGCUCUGCCUGGAAUUGAUAUAUUGCCAAUCAGAUGGAGCUGCACCUCAUGAAACACUGUGCUGAGACGUUUUACUGACAGCAAAACUAAGGAAUCCUGAGAAUCCAGGACUUUGUUUUAAUAUAUACAAAUUUAGUCACAAAUAAUCGUUUAUUUAUAUGUUGUAAGACCUUGAAGUUCUAGGUCAUUUCUCUAAAUUGUUAUAAAUAUUUACUAUAUGUUUUGUUGUGGUUUCAUAUGAAGUGAACCAAAAGUGUAAUAGGGUGUUUUUGUCUGUUGGCCCAACUUAGGCUCCUUGAGCUGCGCUGAUGUUUGUACAGGAAACAGCUGCAGGGAAGAUUUUAUUGUGAGCCAGGCAGUGUACAGAAGGAGAACACCCACCCAGAUUACAGACCAGACAGUACAGUACUUCCUGUAGGAACGGCCCAGAUGUGAUGUGUUGGGACUAUAAUCCCAUAAUAUGAUGGAGCGCAGCCGUAAAAAAGAUGAGAAUAUGUUUUGGACGGGUUGCUGCCUUUAAAUGUGCUUCUAGCAUUUUCUGUUUACCAUACAGAUUUUUUUUACAUUUUACAGGUAAACACAAGCCUGUUGUUAACGGUAUGAUCUCUGAAUGAUAAUUUAGUACAGGUAAAACUUUAACUGUGUACACUCAAGUUCAAACACAAGCACUCUGUUAACAUGAAAGUGUGGAGUCCACAACCAAAGGAUGCGACGGAUGGUUUGCAGCUGUUGGUAAAGUUUAGAAGCUUCUGUCAGUGCUCUAUGGUUCUGCUGCUUCCGCUAAAGUGAAUAUAUUCUAGUAAAUAUUAAUUUAGUGGUGAACUCUCUGCCUUGUAUUUACCACUAGGCAACACUACUAGAAAAGUUAUAGUUUUAUACAGUGAGACCUAAAACCCAAAAGGAAGGAAUGUUGUAAAUAGUUAAACUAAACGCUGGUGACUCUGACUGUGAUGUCAUUGCUUGAGAUAUUGCUUUGUUUUAAAAUGUUUUGUAUUUUACUGUUUUCAUAUAUUCUCCUGUUUUAUCCCCGUUUCAUACACUUUAAUUUGUAUAUUGGUAAUAUUAUUUCAUGUUUUGGGGCUUUCUUGGUUUCUGUUGGUGUUGAAGAGGUAAUAAAAGAAAAAAAAAAGCUGCUUCUGUCUGUCAUCAAAUAUAUUACAGUUCCAGCUACUAGUUACUGCCUUUCCUCAUCACCGAUUAUGCCCUUUAUUAGUCUUUUCAAUUUCUGAAACACCGGAGGUUUUUAUCCUAUCAGGUUCAGGGGGCGGGACUUUCAAAGCAGCCAGCCAAUCACAGUAGCGAACAAUUACCGGCUAGCUAAAAACAACAACAUUCCCCCAUGUUAUUGUUGGAGUUAAUGGAUUGAAGCCUUCGUAGAUUAUUGAGGUUCUAUGAGAUAUUUGACUUCAUGUUAAAUCGUAAAAGAAUUAUUUUUGUAUUCUGCCUAGUUUUUUUGUUUACGUUAGUAUUGUUAUUUGAGUAUUAACGGUAAAGCACUUAACGCUAACAGUGGUUUUGAACUAAGGCCUCACGAAAAGCAAAAGCUAACGGUACCUGGGCUAUAGAACCAAACCAAGGCUAACGGUACCUGGGCUAUAGAACCAAACCAAAGGCUAACGGUACCUGGGCUAUAGCACCAAACCAAGGCUAACGGUACCUGGGCUAUAGCACCAAACCAAGGCUAACGGUACCUGGGCUAUAGAACCAAACCAAGGCUAACGGUACCUGGGCUAUAGCACCAAACCAAAGGCUAACGGUACCUGGGCUAUAGCACCAAACCAAGGCUAACGGUACCUGGGCUAUAGAACCAAACCAAGGCUAACGGUACCUGGGCUAUAGCACCAAACCAAGGCUAACGGUACCUGGGCUAUAGCACCAAACCAAGGCUAACGGUACCUGGGCUAUAGAACCAAACCAAGGCUAACGGUACCUGGGCUAUAGCACCAAACCAAGGCUAACGGUACCUGGGCUAUAGCACCAAACCAAGGCUAACGGUACCUGGGCUAUAGAACCAAACCAAGGCUAACGGUACCUGGGCUAUAGCACCAAACCAAGCAUAACGGUACCUGGGCUAUAGAAAAACAAAGGCUAACGGUACUUGGGCUAUAGCACCAAACCAAGGCUAACGGUACCUGGGCUAUAG
Betta splendens (Siamese fighting fish) is the source of this 4004-nucleotide messenger RNA. RefSeq names its product transmembrane protein 184B-like. The transcript is spliced from 10 exons. The record is from RefSeq and is a predicted model, not a curated record. Gene Ontology annotation, molecular function: transporter activity. Gene Ontology annotation, biological process: transport. The coding region runs from base 161 to 1441 and encodes 426 amino acids. NCBI's taxonomy places the organism in Eukaryota, Metazoa, Chordata, Actinopteri, Anabantiformes, Osphronemidae.